AUUAUCAAUAGGAGUAAUCACAUAAACGGUUUUCUAUUUUAUUUUAUCUAUAUCGAUAGGUACUACUCAAUAAAUAAGUGAUCAACCAAUCUCAAAUAUAUUUUGUUCGGACUUUUUUCGCCGGACUUUUUCACCCAAAGGUCGUUAGUACCGCAUUAUAGCCUGUAGCGUGCGUAUUAUCGCAGCGGGUGCCGCCUUGCCCGCACAGCCGCCGAACCCGAACGCUGCCGAAUAAUAUUAUCACGCCGUCGACGGUGGCGACGUCACGGGCGGACAGUGUUUCGCACAACGCUGCACAGCACUCACCACCGCCGUCAGCGUUUCCCAACGACAUUUGGAUCCACAGCUUUCGGUCUCUUGGUGACGGAAUUAUUGUUAUUGAAUUGUACAUCUACCUGCCGCGCAUGUCGUCCGAGAUCAAUUGCCAUCAGCGUUUCGAACGCGUAUGUCUGUUUUUGCGCCCGACUUGCGGUCGUGUACGAUAUGACAAAACGCGAUAACUUCCAUCGACGACGCCGACGAGACGACGAAGACUUCGCGGCCUUCACUUCCCUGGCAAUAAAAAUUGCGACGGACACACCUGCAGCGGAAAUAGGGGCUGUACUGCUUCAGGCUAUACCGAAACAAGCUCGGAGUGUGGACUUGGAGAAUACCGGAUAGUACGUUAUAUAGGAUUUCAUAAUAUCGUACAAUACAUCGAAUAUUACAACAACUACGUCACAGAGCUUUGAGCAAGUGCCGCGGCAGCUGCAGCAGGACGUCCGGUCGGCCACUCGGUGAUGGGGCAUCUCAAUCACACCGUCGAGUCGGCAAACAAAGCGUUCGCACCACCACCUUCUGCAUCGCAGCCUCAUCGUUUGUCAUCGGCCAUCACAACUUUGGGGUACGUGAUCGGCACCACCGCUACGACCGGCCGCGACCUGCAUAACGCCAACAGCAGCAAUAGCAACGACCGCGGUGCUGGAAAUUGCACCGGCGCAACGUCAACAAUCGCACCGGUGACGGCCGCAAUGCAGAACGGAACGGCUGUGCCGGACCGGUUGGCCAGCGACUACUAUUACUAUUACGCGUACGACAACACUACCGAGACCGCCCUAUUCUAUCCGCUCAAUGGUUCUGCGGCUGGCGGGCGGACGGGGCCGUUUAAAUCCAACUGCCAGUGGAUACCCGCCCAGCAGAGCCUUUUCCAGUUCUCCAACAUUUGUUUCCUGACCGCUUUCAUAGUUCCUAGGAGUUACAAGUUCAGCGUGUUGUCACUGAGGGCGUUGCUGUUCUUAGGGUUUCUGAUGUCGGGUCUUUGGGCGUCAACGGACGUGUGCGCGGUGGAUGCGUUGCUCUGGUACGGAUCACUGGCUUUGAUAAACGCCGUGCACACGCUUAAACUGUGUAAGAAGCUCAUGCCACCCGCGCUAUCGGUCGAACUCAUGGAAUUGUACUUGCGGGUGUUCAAGCCGCUCAAAGUCAGCCAGAAACACUUCCGGGAGCUAACGCGGGAGGCGGCCAUCGAGGAAUUGUCGCCUGGCGAGUGUUAUGCGGUCGAGGCAGUGACGCCUUGUGAUCAGCGACUGUCCAUUCUACUCAGAGGCAGGUGUGGUGUUACUUGCGAAGGUACACAGUUGCACAAUAUCAGUUCGUAUCAAUUCAUUGAUUCACCCGAAUGGAUGGCUUCAGCUCUAAUGCACGGAGAAACUAUGUUCCAAGUAACGAUAACGGCUGCUGAAGAUUGUGUUUACUUGUGUUGGCAACUUUCAAAACUCAAUCGGAUAUUUAAACAUAGAACUCAAUUGCACGCUGUACUUGCUAGUAUCAUAGGCAAAGAUAUAACGCACAAAAUGUACUCGCUGAACGAGCAGCUUGGCCAAGCAAAAAGUUUCGACGACCAAACGCGUGCUGCACGCAACGACCAUUGGCGGCAAGCGAUUUACAGGAGCGUCAGCUUCGACGCCGUUAACACGGGAACUAAAGGAACCGUUAGGUCGAGCGCUUGGAAACGAUAUAGAGACCGAAAGGCGUCGUUAUUCGCGGAUCCCGGCGAAAGUCCGGUGCACGGUCCGCGAAGGUGUUGGAUACCGGUGUUGACCACGCAACUUUCGGAUAGCACCACAGCAUACGCCAGCAUGGACGGGCAAUCGUCUUCGGCCGACGAAGAACGCGAACCAAUGCUCCCAGAGGACCACCAGUCGGACGAUAUACCGCUGUACCGGUUGGGCAGACAGCAGCAGUCAGCCGCCGUGUUGGCGUCGAUAUCCGCGACUGUGCCGGAAGCAGCCGGCCUGGAGCUCAACGCGGACGCGGCCCAGCGACCAAGGCGCCUCAGCUCGUUGCGACGUCAAAACAGCAGCGCGAGCAACAGGGAAGUGAUAUUCGACGAGACGGUACUCUAAAAUGGCGUACACAAAUUGUUAUUUUAGGGAUCCAGGCUUAUUGCAUUUGCAUAUUUUUUCCUGUCUGUCCAUUUUACUGCGAAAUAAUUGCUAUACAUUUGUUUUAUGCUAAUAAGAAUUUAUUCGUGAAUUUUUAAAUAAGCAGUUUUGGGCAUUUAUUUUCAUAAUAAUUAUAUAUUAUACAGAAAUUUUUUGUAUUUCACACAUUUGUACGGAAAAUAAUAAAUUUAUGAACUUAUGAUUUGUGAUAAAAAAUAAAAUCUAAUAACACGGUACACUUCAAUCUUGUAGUAUUAUUACUUCUUAGUGAUAUUGUAAGAGAUUUUCAUAAUUCAUGUGUUUAUUUACUCGUACACAAAUGUAUAUCUGCACGGAAACGCUAAAAGCGUCGUAUUUUAUUUCGAAUGAGUAGAAAAUAACCAUAAUGAUCAAAGCUGGGCAAGUUAGUAUAGUUUUUCAACUUGUUUAUUCAUAAAUAAUUUUAUAUAUUAAGAUUAUUGAGCCUUAAUUAUUGUUGAUGAUUUAUGACAUUAAUAAAAUUAAUUGAAUAAGGCGGUGACAUACCACUAAUAUAUGAGUCAUUUACUAAAAUUACCACCACGGCACCUCCGCAUAAUAUGUUAACAAUAAAUAUAUUAUGAUAAGAAAUGUAACAAUGAACACAAAAUACUAUAAUUUAAUUAGUAAUUAUAAAAAACUAUACAAUAUACAUCAAUGAUUAAUUAUUAUCCAGUAUUCUUAGUCUAGACCUGCCAUACUCAACCUUUUUUUUUUAUUUGGGCCA
Molecule: messenger RNA, 3168 nt
Organism: Myzus persicae (green peach aphid)
Lineage: Eukaryota; Metazoa; Arthropoda; Insecta; Hemiptera; Aphididae
Exons: 7
Coding region: 780-2384 (534 amino acids)
Cellular component (GO): sarcolemma
Molecular function (GO): cAMP binding
Source: RefSeq, a predicted model, not a curated record